Messenger RNA from Hirsutella rhossiliensis, 942 nucleotides. Its product is annotated as haloacid dehalogenase-like hydrolase domain-containing protein. The coding region runs from base 1 to 942 and encodes 313 amino acids. The record is from RefSeq and is a predicted model, not a curated record. Lineage: Eukaryota; Fungi; Ascomycota; Sordariomycetes; Hypocreales; Ophiocordycipitaceae. The transcript has a single exon.
AUGCGGCAACCGUUGCAACGCGCCUUUGCUAGCCUCGCCCGGACCCCCGUCAAGCAACUGCAGCAGCCGCGGCCAAGGAUGCACCUCAUCUUCGACUUUGACGGCACCAUCACGCGGCGCGACACCAUAGGUGAGCUCGCCCGCUCGGCCAUUGCUCGGCAGCAGUCCCACGGCGGCGGCGGCGGCGGCGGUCUCGAGGCCGCGUGGGAGCAAGCCGUGCGAGACUACGGCGCAGACUACAGCGCGUACCGGCAAGAGUACCGGCCCGCAGAGGCGCAGAGGCGGAGCGCGACGGACGAGGUGCGCUACCUGGCGGGGCUGAAGAGCGUCGAGGAGGCGUCGCUGGACCGGGUCGGGCGGUCAGGCGUCUUUGCCGGACUCGGGGCGGACCAGCUGUUCUGUAUGGGCGUCGAGGCGGUCGAGGCCCGGCGUGUCGCUGUGCGGGAUGGCUUCGCCGACCUGGUCGAGCUGGCGGCCCGCCGGGGCUGGCGAGUCGACGUGGUGUCGGUCAACUGGUCCGGCGCCUUUAUCCGCGGAGUCAUACACCCGCACCGACUGGCCGUGACGGCCAACGAGAUCUCCCCUGACGGGCACAUCCGGGGACCCGGCGGGCCUCUUGGCGCCGACCGCAUCACCACUUCACCGGACAAGUUGCGGGCCGUACAUCAUCUCAUCGAGGCAGCCGCCGCCGAUGACAACAACAGCAACACCAACAGGGUCCUCUACUUUGGCGACUCGGCGACGGACAUGGAGUGCCUCCUCCACGAGGACGGCGUCGUCGUGGCAGACGGACGGGACUCGGCCUUGAUGCAGGUGCUGGGGCGCAUCGGCGUCGAGGUCCCUCACAUUGGGGAGCUGCCGCCGCACAGCCGCAAUGAUGGCGUCGUCCUCAGCUGGGCGAGCGACUUUCGAGAGGUCCUGGACAGCGGCAUCCUCGAGUGA